Molecule: messenger RNA, 2058 nt
Organism: Saccharomyces mikatae IFO 1815
Lineage: Eukaryota; Fungi; Ascomycota; Saccharomycetes; Saccharomycetales; Saccharomycetaceae
Gene: ATP22
Product: Atp22p
Exons: 1
Coding region: 1-2058 (685 amino acids)
Biological process (GO): regulation of translation
Cellular component (GO): mitochondrial inner membrane
Molecular function (GO): translation regulator activity
Source: RefSeq, a predicted model, not a curated record
AUGGUAAAAUGUAUAUGCCGGGUUCACUUAGGGUCUUUGGCUCAUUUGGCCACUCUACCGCUAUAUAAACUUGUGGGCAGCACAAACACAUACCAGGCACUAUCUAUUACCAGUUUUCGUUUCUUAUCUACAAAGAACUGUGUAUUGAGGGAUGAACAGAAUUGUUUAAAACCUGUGCACUUUGACAAUUUUGAACGAUUAAUUCCAUGCUCUAACAAAGGCGGAUCUACAAAAAUUGUUCAAAAGCGUUUAUACGAGCUCCGACAAUUAAGAACUGUAUCAAGUGAUACUUUUGGAUUAACAGAAUACGCAUCUUUUUUCAAGGCUUUACGAGAUGUUUUGAAUCUUAAGGAUUGCUCCAAAUGCGAAAAGCAGAAGCUUUUAUAUGAUGUGAUAUCACAUCAACACAAGUCAUACCCAGAGGUCGCAAGAAAAAUUGGAUUUUAUAUACCAGAUGAGGUCCACGAGUGGUUUUGGAAUCAUGUUCCAAAGACGGAAUCUUUCAAUCAUUAUUUCUUUCUCUUGAAAAGUGAUGUUCUUCUCUCCACUUCGAGAUACUGUACGAAAUUUACCAAUAGAUUGAUGAAGGGUACUGAGAUGGAGAGACAGUUGGCCACAUUCCAAGUUUUUUUGCAUGAUGAGACAAAUAUAAAGCCUAUAAUGGAGAAGGUACUAAAAUUACAUACAUUUGACAGCUUAGUCGUUUUGGUAAAGGGGCUCGCAAAGGUAAAAAAUUUCAGAUUUAUUGAAUCAUAUAUUCAGGCCCUAUUGCAAAAGUUGGAACAGCACAGUUAUUCCGGCAAGGAUAGGAAAAAGCAAAAAAGCCUGCGUUAUGUCAAGUUCAACAAUGCUUUACUCUAUUAUCUUCUGAAAAGUGGAAAUGUUGUAUUAUUUAUGAAGACCUUCCAAGAGGAAUUGAAAUUUAUUAUCAGUUCAGGAUUAAUUAAUCACAUUGAUGGAAGGGAGCACAUUUUAAACUUUCCUAUACAUCAUUAUCUAAACUUGCUGCGUGUCUCUAAUAGGCAGGAAGAACUUUUUGAUGUAAUAUCCUGCUUGCAGAGUAGUUCAUUGAUGAAGCAUAAAUUGUUUAAAGAAUUUUUAAUGGGUGAGCUGAUUGCAUCUUUCCAAGCCUUUCGGGACCCUAAAUUGGUGUGUAAAUACGUUCUUUCAUCGUACAGCUCAAAACCGUCUGCUAUUAUUUUAAACGAACUGGGAAUUUGGGGAUGGCUUUACCAUUCAAAGUCAACGACUUUAACAGCAUCCGAUUUAACCAAAGAGUUAAAAACCAGCAGUAGUGUUCUGCCAAAAUCAAUGCGAAUAGGUUCAGCAGUAACUGUUCCGAUUCUAACGGAGCUUUAUAGAAGUCUAUUGUCUUCUGCGUCUGUUUCACUUGGAAGAGGCCAAUUGAAAGAUUGUCUUCUUGAUUUAUAUUACAAGUACAGAAGUUUUCUUUCCAAAGAAGCUAGUAAAUAUAGAUACUGGAGAAAUGAUACCGGGAUCCUGAACGUUUUCUUAAACUAUAUUAGAUUUCAAGCACGUGAACCAAAACUAGCCUAUGAUAUUCUUCUGAACUUUUAUUCUCAACAUUUCGCCAAAAAUGUGAUCCUAACGACCACGAUAUGCCCCUUUUCCAUAGUCGCCUAUAAAAAUUAUGCGUUAACGCAAGCUGAAAUAUCAGAAUUGUUACAGAUAAUGCAUAAAAACGGGGUGCCUUUAACGUUCAAGUUUUGUUCUGCAAUGGUGAUGCAUUGUGUCAAAAUAAGAGAUGAAAAAGGAGCACGCUCCUGGUAUGAUAAAAUACUAUAUGGAGGCUUUGAGAUAAGGCAUAUGGCUUUGAUCCAGAUAAUCAAAGACCGAGGCUGGCCAUUUCCAAAAAAAUUUGACCAAAGAUUAUUAACACAAUUAGUUGAUGAUAACAACAGCAUUGAGGAACCAGCUGAUAGCACCUUGUUUACUGAUGAAGCGAUGUUUGAAGAAGGCAGUGAACCUAGUUUUAAUGAUGAUGAUGUUAAUAGAUGUACAAGUACCAUAAAGGAAACCUUGAAGUGUCUCAGUUAA